AUGUCGAUCCUAGGUUCAAAUAUCCCGAGCGAGGUUGGAUUGAAGUUGCUUCUUUGCCCACUUGGAUCCAACAUUGUCCUAAAAACAGCAUGCUGUUCUGUAGGUGUUAUUUUACCUGUGUACUCUACAUUUAAAGCCAUUGAAACAAAUAAUUCAACUGAUCAACAAAAAUGGCUUUUAUACUGGGCAGCAUAUGGGAGUUUUAGCAUUGCAGAAACAUUUGCAGAUAAAAUUAUCUCAUGGUUUCCACUAUACCAUCACAUGAAGUUUGCUUUUCUUGUUUGGCUUCAACUUCCCACUACCAAUGGUGCUAAACAUUUGUACAUGAGUCAUUUACGUCCUUUUCUUUUGAGGCAUCAAGCUAAUCUAGAUCAAAUUGUGGGAAUCUUGUACAAUGAAACAGGUAAAUUUGUUAGUGCUCACGAAGGGGAAUUUAGAUUCAUGAAGGCAAUUGCCCUGAAGAUUUUGAUAUCAGCAAAACAUUUUAUCAACGAUAGCAGUCAACCGGUCCCACCUCCAGAGGGAAGAAUCACAGGCUUAGGCGAACAAAUAGACAGCUCUGAUGAUGAUGAUGAUGGUUAUGUAACUGUGCCUGCAACUUAAUGCAUGAUCAAGCAACAAUGUACAUGACUCAAAAUUGUUGCUUUUGAUAUCAAGUAAAUGUUCAAACCCUUUUUUUGUUAGUUUAUGAAAUGGAUUCUGUAAAUAAUUUUUUUUUUACAAUUACUGUUGGAGUAUAUUAUUGUGUUAUAUUUCCAUGUCAGCAUUCUUUGAUUC
Molecule: messenger RNA, 777 nt
Organism: Lactuca virosa
Lineage: Eukaryota; Viridiplantae; Streptophyta; Magnoliopsida; Asterales; Asteraceae
Source: the annotation of a GenBank genome assembly